UCAUGUGAUGGCUCCGGUGAUGUGGGAGGCAGCAUGUGACUCCCAGGGCUACGUGGGCUCAAAAACAAUUUAAAUACAAAAACACAAGCAGGUUCCCCUCCUCUCCGUUGCCUUUUGGUCUGGCUCUCCCUACCUUUGGGGUGGUGCCUGACUGAAUGGAAAAGCCAGCGCCUUGCAGCCACUAAGCUGGAGGUGCUGGGUACCUGGAGAUCAGGCCCCCCUCGGCUGGGGGCUCCCCCAGGAGCCGUACCCCCAUCAUUUUGCAGCCCACUGACUUCCAGCCUGGUAUGAAAACUGAGGUCCACAGAGGUGAUGUGAUUUGCCAAAAGUCAUGCAACUAGUGGCAGAGCCAGGCCUAGAAGCCAGGUGCCCUGGCUCUCAAGACAUUCCGCUGCCGGAGGAGUGUAACAGGGAUUUAGUGCAAGAAGAAGAACAGUUGAUGGAAGAAAAGAAAAAGAAAAAAGACGACAAGAAAAAGAAGGAAGCUGCUCAAAAGAAGGCCACUGAACAAAAAAUCAAAGUGCCAGAACAGAUAAAGCCCAGUGUAAGCCAGCCUCAGCCUGCCAACUCUAGUAACGGCACUUCCACAGCAACCAGCACUAAUAAUAAUGCCAAGCGAGCUACAGCCAACAAUCAGCAGCAGCCGCAGCCGCAACAGCCACAGCCGCAGCCGCAGCAGCUACAACAGCCACAGCCGCAGCCUCAGCAGCAGCAGCAGCAGCCUCAGCAGCCGCAGCCGCAGCAGCAGCCGCCACCACAGGCCUUGCCUCGGUAUCCUCGCGAAGUACCUCCACGAUUUCGCCACCAGGAACAUAAACAGCUUCUAAAGAGGGGUCAGCAUUUUCCAGUCAUAGCAGCCAACCUGGGAUCUGCUGUUAAGGUGUUAAGCAGCCAGUCAGAAAGCAGUGCUUUAACCAGUCCACAGCCACAGAGUAACGGAGAGGUGCAGAGCAGCAGAAACCAGUCAGAUAUCAACCACAACACUUCAGGAUCCCAGUAUGAAAAUUCCCAGCGGGGACCUCUGUCUUCUGCAAGUGACUCUAGCACAAACUGUAAGAAUGCUGUUGUAAACGACUUGUCAGACAAAGAAGCAUGGCCCUCCGUCUCUGGCAGUGAUCCUGAGUUGGCUUCAGAAUGCAUGGAUGCUGCUUGUGCCUCCAGUUCUGAAUCCGAGAGAAACAUCACUAUCAUGGCUUCAGGGAGCACAGGUGGUGAAAAAGAUGGCCUCCGGAAUAGCGCUGGACUUGGUUCUCAAAACAAGUUUGUGGUUGGCGGCAGCGGCAGCAGCAGCAGCAGCAAUAAUGCAGGCCACGGAAGUAGUACUGGGCCGUGGGGCUUUCCCCAUGGAGCCAUAAUAAGCACAUGUCAGGUCUCUGUGGAUGCUCCUGAAAGCAAGUCUGACAGUAGCAACAAUAGAAUGAAUGCUUGGGGCACUGUAAGUUCUUCAUCAAAUGGAGGGUUAAAUCCAAGCACUUUGAAUUCAGCUAGCAACCAUGGUGCCUGGCCAGUAUUAGAGAACAAUGGACUUGCCCUAAAAGGGCCUGUAGGGAGCGGUAGUUCUGGCAUCAAUAUUCAGUGCAGUACCAUAGGCCAGAUGCCUAACAAUCAGAGUAUUAACUCUAAAGCGAGUGGUUCUUCUACCCAUGGUACCUGGGGAAGCCUUCAGGAAACUUGUGAAACUGAAGUAAGUGGUACACAGAAGGUUUCAUUCAGUGGUCAACCUCAAAAUAUUACCACUGAAAUGACUGGACCAAAUAACACUACUAACUUUAUGACCUCUAGUUUACCAAACUCCGGUUCAGUACAGAAUAAUGAACUGCCUAGUAGUAAUACAGGGGCCUGGCGCGUGAGCACAAUGAAUCAUCCUCAGAUACAGGCUCCGUCAGUUAUGAAUGGCACUUCCCUGUCUCAUCUUAGCAAUGGAGAGUCCAAAAGUGGAGGCUCUUAUGGUACUACAUGGGGUGCCUAUGGUUCUAAUUACUCUGGAGACAAAUGUUCAGGCCCUAACGGCCAAGCUAAUGGUGACACUGUGAAUGCAACUCUAAUGCAGCCUGGCAUGAAUGGGCCCAUGGGCACUAACUUUCAAGUUAACACAAAUAAAGGAGGAGGAGGAGUGUGGGAGUCUGGGGCAGCGAAUUCCCAGAGCACGUCAUGGGGAAGUGGAAAUGGUGCGAAUUCUGGAGGAAGUCGAAGAGGAUGGGGAACCCCGGCACAGAAUACUGGCACUAAUAUACCCAGUGUUGAGUGGAACAAACUGCCUAGCAAUCAGCAUUCCAAUGACAGUGCAAAUGGCAACGGUAAGAAGUUUACAAAUGGAUGGAAAUCUACUGAGGAAGAGGAUCAGGGUUCUGCCACAUCUCAGACAAGUGAGCAAAACAGUGUCUGGGCCAAAACAGGGGGUGCAGUAGAGAGCGACGGUAGUACAGAAAGCACUGGACGCCUUGAAGAGAAAGUAACUGGGGAAAGUCAGAGUAGAGAUAGAAGGAAAAUGGAUCAGCACACCUUACUCCAAAGCAUUGUAAACAGAACUGACUUAGAUCCACGUGUCCUGUCCAACUCCGGUUGGGGACAAACACCUAUUAAGCAGAAUACUGCCUGGGAUACUGAAACAUCACCCAGAGGGGAAAGAAAGACUGACAAUGGGACAGAGGCCUGGGGAAGCUCUGCAACACAGACUUUUAACUCAGGGGCGUGUACAGAUAAGACUAGCCCUAAUAGUAAUGAUACCUCAUCUGUAUCGGGCUGGGGCGAUCCCAAACCUGCCCUGCGGUGGGGAGAUUCCAAAGGCUCAAACUGCCAAGGGGGGUGGGAGGACGAUUCGUCUGCUGCUACAGGAAUGAUCAAGAGCAAUCAAUGGGGGAACUGCAAAGAAGAGAAGUCCGCUUGGAAUGAUUCGCAAAAGAACAAACAGGGAUGGGGUGAUGGACAAAAAUCAAACCAAGGUUGGUCUGUUUCUGCCAGUGAUAACUGGGGAGAAACUUGUAGGAGUAACCAUUGGGGAGAGGCCAAUAAGAAAUCCAGCUCAGGAGGGAGUGACAGUGACAGAUCCGUCUCUGGUUGGAAUGAACUGGGUAAAACAAGUUCUUUCACUUGGGGAAAUAACAUAAAUCCAAAUAACUCGUCAGGAUGGGAUGAAUCUUGUAAACCUAGUCCCUCCCCUGGGUGGGGAGACCCUCCAAAGUCUGCUCAGUCUCUAGGUUGGGGAGAUUCAUCCAAGCCAGUCACUUCUCCCGACUGGAACAAGCAACAAGACCUUGUCGGCUCCUGGGGCAUCCCGCCAGCUCCCAGCAAGCCGCCUGGGACAGGCUGGCUGGGGGGACCCAUCCCAGCUCCAGCAAAAGAAGAAGAGCCCACAGGCUGGGAGGAACCAUCCCCAGAAUCUAUACGACGCAAAAUGGAGAUCGACGAUGGAACUUCGGCUUGGGGAGACCCGAGCAAGUACAACUACAAAAAUGUGAACAUGUGGAACAAAAACGUCCCGAAUGGCAGCAGCCGUUCAGACCAGCCAGCACCGGUGCAUCAGCUGCUGCCAUCUGCAAGUGCCAUCUCAAACAAAGAGGCGAGCAGUGGCUCCGGCUGGGGUGAGCCCUGGGGGGAGCCUUCUACUCCAGCCACAACUGUGGAUAAUGGAACUUCAGCAUGGGGGAAACCCAUAGACAGUGGUCCCAGCUGGGGGGAGCCGAUUGCUGCAGCAUCCAGCGCAUCCACGUGGGGCUCCAGCUCUGUUGGUCCACAAGCAUUAAACAAAUCUGGGCCAAAAUCUAUGCAAGAUGGCUGGUGUGGUGAGGAUAUGCCGCUGCCUGGAAAUCGCCCCACUGGCUGGGAAGAGGAAGAGGAUGUCGAAAUUGGAAUGUGGAAUAGUAAUUCAUCUCAAGAGCUCAACUCAUCUUUAAAUUGGCCACCAUAUACAAAGAAAAUGUCAUCGAAGGGUCUGAGUGGCAAAAAAAGGAGAAGGGAAAGGGGAAUGAUGAAAGGUGGAAACAAACAAGACGACGCAUGGAUAAAUCCGUUUGUUAAACAGUUUUCAAAUAUCAGUUUUUCGAGAGACUCACCAGAAGAAAAUGUACAGAGCAAUAAGAUGGACCUUUCUGGAGGAAUGUUACAAGAGAAACGAAUGGAGAUAGAUAAACAUAGCCUAAAUAUUGGUGAUUACAAUCGAACGGUCGGGAAAGGCCCUGGUUCUCGGCCUCAGGUUUCCAAAGAGUCUUCCAUGGAGCGCAGUCCUUAUUUUGAUAAGAAUGGCAAUCCCAGUAUGUUUGGUGUUGGAAACACAGCAGCACAACCCCGGGGCAUGCAGCAGCCUCCAGCACAACCUCUUAGCUCAUCUCAGCCUAAUCUCCGUGCUCAAGUGCCUCCUCCAUUACUCUCCCCUCAGGUUCCAGUUUCAUUGCUGAAGUAUGCACCAAACAACGGUGGCCUGAAUCCGCUCUUUGGCCCUCAGCAGGUAGCCAUGCUGAACCAGCUAUCCCAACUAAACCAGCUUUCUCAAAUCUCCCAGUUACAGCGAUUGUUAGCACAGCAGCAAAGGGCGCAGAGUCAGAGAAGCGUGCCUUCUGGUAACCGGCAGCAGCAAGACCAGCAGGGUCGACCUCUUAGCGUGCAGCAACAAAUGAUGCAGCAGUCUCGUCAGCUUGAUCCAAACCUGCUGGUGAAACAACAGACUCCGUCGUCACAGCAGCAGUCACUCCAUCAACCAGCCAUGAAGUCUUUCCUGGACAACGUCAUGCCCCACACUACACCUGAGCUGCAAAAAGGGCCAUCACCAAUAAAUGCUUUCAGCAACUUCCCUAUAGGCUUGAACUCAAACUUGAAUGUAAAUAUGGAUAUGAACAGUAUUAAAGAGCCACAGUCACGACUAAGGAAGUGGACGGCAGUGGACAGCAUUUCUGUGAACACAUCUUUGGAUCAAAACUCCAGCAAACAUGGUGCUAUUUCAAGUGGUUUCCGGCUGGAAGAGUCUCCAUUUGUUCCCUACGACUUUAUGAACAGCAGUACUUCACCAGCCAGUCCUCCAGGUUCAAUAGGAGAUGGCUGGCCCCGUGCCAAAUCGCCUAAUGGCUCUAGCAGUGUUAACUGGCCACCAGAAUUUCGCCCUGGUGAACCAUGGAAAGGUUAUCCAAACAUUGACCCCGAAACUGACCCUUACGUCACUCCUGGCAGUGUCAUAAACAAUCUUUCAAUUAAUACUGUGCGGGAAGUUGACCACCUCAGGGACAGGAACAGUGGGUCAUCCUCAUCCUUGAACACCACGCUGCCUUCAACUAGUGCCUGGUCAUCCAUUCGUGCCUCCAACUACAACGUUCCCCUCAGCAGUACAGCACAAAGCACUUCAGCCAGAAAUAGUGAUUCCAAAUUGACGUGGUCUCCUGGUUCAGUUACAAACACCUCUCUGGCUCAUGAGCUGUGGAAAGUCCCUUUGCCACCUAAAAACAUCACUGCUCCGUCCCGCCCACCACCGGGACUGACUGGUCAGAAGCCGCCCUUGUCUACGUGGGAUAAUUCUCCCCUUCGUGUAGGUGGAGGAUGGGGAAAUUCUGACGCCAGAUACACCCCAGGUUCCAGCUGGGGUGAGAGCAGCUCAGGGAGAAUAACAAAUUGGCUUGUUCUAAAAAACCUUACACCUCAGAUUGAUGGCUCAACUCUGCGUACCCUGUGCAUGCAGCAUGGCCCACUGAUCACAUUCCACCUGAACCUCCCACAUGGAAAUGCCCUGGUCCGUUACAGUUCAAAGGAAGAGGUAGUGAAGGCACAAAAGUCUCUGCACAUGUGUGUACUGGGGAACACGACUAUUCUUGCUGAGUUUGCCAGUGAAGAGGAGAUCAGUCGUUUCUUUGCACAAAGUCAGUCUCUGACCCCUUCUCCUGGCUGGCAGUCUCUCGGGUCCAGCCAGAGCCGGCUGGGCUCCCUCGACUGUUCCCACUCCUUCUCCAGCCGGACCGAUCUCAAUCACUGGAAUGGUGCUGGGCUGUCGGGAACUAACUGUGGAGACCUUCACGGCACUUCACUCUGGGGGACCCCCCAUUAUUCCACAAGCCUGUGGGGUCCUCCAAGCAGCAGCGACCCCCGAGGAAUUAGCAGCCCAUCCCCCAUUAAUGCUUUUCUUUCUGUUGACCACCUGGGUGGGGGUGGAGAGUCCAUGUAAGGUGUAGAUGUAGACUCAAACUGUGACCUCAAGACGCGCAAGAAAGGAGCACUAAAAAGUUGGGCUCGCCGCCUGCAGCCAGGGGCCACCUGUGGGAACAGCUAUUCUCUGCACAUUUUCCACUUUGUUUUCCCCAAAACAUAUCAGUUUGAAUACUUGAAUCAUGCAGGCCAAUAUUAUAAUGUGAAAAGGUAUCUAUCUAUUUACACUCCCAAAUAGCGCCAUACCUUCUAAGCCGUAUCGGAUGAGCUCACUUGUGUGUAUCCAUCAUGUUGAAGCCUUCGCGUUCUUUCUUUCUCCUCUCCCUCCUCCUCUCCUCACCACCGCCCCCGCCCCCCUUUCUUCUUCUUUCUGUGACCUUUUUCAGUUUCUUUGCAAAACCGUGUUUUGGGCUGGUAAUGUAUGAGCUUUUACCUUUGCACUGAAUGAUGUUCUGUCCGUCUAAUCGGCAAUAUGGGGGGGCAGCUGUUCCGGUGUAAAUGUUUACUCAAGGACGUCCUUCAGAGGUGUGUGCUCUCUAUGCCUUGACGUCGCCUACCUUCUUGUGCUAUCGUGGAGUUUAAAAGAUCAAGUUAUGAUACUGACUUAGGAUUUAUUAAUGAAAGUGUUGCACCAGUUUUUUUUUUUUUUUCUCAUGUAAAACUAAAGAAUUUUCGCUCUGCAGUUUGAAAAACUGUGGCCACAGCUGUGACUCGCAGCCCACCUGCCACCCAGGACGGGCCCUGCACUUUGAAUAGGCUUUUCCAUUUUGUUUUGAAGGUUCCCACGGUGAAUCUUCUUGUUUACAGAUUUUUUUGUUUGUUUUUGAGAAGAAGAAAAAUGUUUACUCUUCCAUCAUUUAAAAAAAUUUUAAAAGACAAAAAAAAAAAAUGGAGGAUGAUUUAAAAGAUGCUUUCUAUCUCUGGGACAAAAGGAGCAGCAUUUGGCCAUGUUCUUUUGUUUUCUAUUCCUGUCCUGAAUCAAAGAGCGUGGUUCUCAGGAAAACCAGUUCCCCAGUUAAAAAAAAUAAAUAAAUAAAAAGACAAAAAAAAAAAAAACCCCUCCUUGUAGUUUCUUAUAGGAAAAAAAAAAAGAAAACCCCAACUUUUAGCACUGAUACUACAUAGAGCUCUGUUAAAGAAUUUUCUCUGCCAAAAAAAAAAAAAAGACAAAAAAAAAGCCAGGAAAAAAAAAAAAAAAACGCUUAAAGCUGGAGUUGGACAUCCCGCUUUCCGAUGCUGUCUUUUUAUUAGUGAGUGAUGAUGGUUUGCUGAUAAUCGGUAGAUGAUCAUUUUUGUAACCCCAUCAAGUGGCUCUCUGUUUCUGCUCUCGUGACUGUGUUCCUGUCUAACUGUUGUUCCUUAAAGCCGAAAUCAGUAACUAUGCAUACUGUAACCAAGGCAUUGGGCUUACAGAGUUGUUUGUUGUAUAAAGAAAAUUUUAAAUGUUGUUGCAAAACUAACGAGUUACACCAUUUUUAAAUUUCUCCCCCCACCCCCCACCCCCCCGCCGCCCAGCCCCUUUUUUGCCCACAAAUGGUAUUAUAAUGCUUGCUUAGUCAAAGAAGAGAGACUAAACAAGGGUAAAAGUUUUAACAGUACACAAUUUGCCAUCAUUUCAUUGCCUUGAUUCUAACUGUUUGUGUCCUAAGAUGCAAAAGAAGUCAGUGGCUUUUAACUGUUUACAAAUAGAAUGUGAUUGUAAAAUGUACAGUUUGGUUGUGUUUGAAUUAUGAAAUUUCUUCAGAUAUAAUAAACCAUGACUUUUUUGGCUGCUCAA
This is a messenger RNA of Ochotona curzoniae (black-lipped pika), 7900 nucleotides long. RefSeq names its product trinucleotide repeat containing adaptor 6A (gene TNRC6A). Gene Ontology annotation, cellular component: nucleoplasm; P-body. NCBI's taxonomy places the organism in Eukaryota, Metazoa, Chordata, Mammalia, Lagomorpha, Ochotonidae. Gene Ontology annotation, biological process: positive regulation of nuclear-transcribed mRNA poly(A) tail shortening; miRNA-mediated post-transcriptional gene silencing. Gene Ontology annotation, molecular function: nucleic acid binding. The transcript has 24 exons. The record is from RefSeq and is a predicted model, not a curated record. Bases 332 to 6142 code for a protein of 1936 amino acids.